AUGGCCGCCAGUCCGUCCACUCCCCCCCCGCUGUUAAACUCCAUCGCCGUCAGCAGCGCGCCGACCCCCUCCUCGAUCCCCGCCAAGCGCCCCCUCGAGACCGCCUCAACCUCGUCAACCACAACGACAACAUCCUCAAACUCGUCGACGACCUCGGCCUCGUCAAGCACCUCGUCCGCGGCCGCUAACAACACCGCCACGACGACCGCUUCGACUCCCGCGGCCACCGCCGCUACCGCCGCCGCCGCGGCCACCCCGCAGACAAAGAAGGUCCUCGAGCGCAACCAGGCGUGUCUGUCGUGUCGCUCGAGGAAGCGCAAGUGUGAUGGCGGGAAACCCACGUGUAGUGCCUGUGACAGGCUCGAGAGACGGUGCGUGUACUCGACGGGGGGGCUGUCCACCGUGACAAAGAUCCACUCGUCCUCGUCGUCCUUCCACGCUAGUAAAACAAACAAUUCAACCCCGAGCUCAAACGCGAACCGGUGGCCCGUACCGCCGGCCGUCAACACGAACGUCGAGGAGGCACACCCGCUCGUCAUCCACGGGCCCUCCCCUCGCACCGCGCAGCCGCCCUCAACGCCGCCGCUGCUCUCCGCGCCCACCUCGUCGCAGAACACCUUCACGGCCAUCAACCACGGCUCGUCCUCUCCCCCGGCGACACGCCCCAGCCCGAGCCCGAGCGCGCAGCUCGCACCAACAAACGGGAACCAGCGCCACUCACACGAGCCCCCCGCGAAGCGUCCGCGCUCCACCGAGGCCCCGCUGUCGUCGGCCAACCUGUUCACGGCGCACUUUCUGCAGGCCUCGCCCUUUGCCGGCAGCGACAGCGAGCUGGUAUGGCCCGAGCCCGCCACCGUCGAGAGCGACACCCCGGACGCGGACUUCCCCUCGCCGGCGGCACUCACAGAGCUCGUCGAGACCUUCUUUGAGCAGAUCCACCCAUUCAUGCCGUGUCUGUACCGCGCCGCCAUCAUGGCCGACAUCGCCGCCGGGGGCCCCCUCUCGCGGCCCAACCCGCUCUCGUACAUACUCGCCUCGCUCGCAGCGCACAUCAACCCGUCGUCGGGCGUGUCGGCGCUGUCCGCGCCGUGGGCCGCCGCCGCAAAGCGUGGCUUCGACAACGCCGUCGCGCGCGGCAACUUUACGCUCCUGAACGUGCAGGCGGCCGUCUACAUCUGCCUGUACUGCCUCGUCACCGCCGAGAUGGCCGAGCUGUGGGUCUACCUGGCAAAGGCCUACCGCAUGUGCACGCCGCUCGGGCUGCACGAGAUUGACUCGCCGCGGCGCAGCGGGCGCGCGGGCGUGGGCCCGCUGGCGAGGAGCGAGCAGGAGCUGGAGGAGCAGCGCAGGGCCGUGUGGGCCGUGUUUGUGCUGGAUAGGCUUGUUUCGUGGGCGCCCGGGUGGCCGACGGUUGUGGAUGAGAGGGUGUUUUGUGUCAACUUUCCGGUGGACGAGGCUGUUUUCCAGAGCGGCGAGAUUGAGCAAAUGUCGCACAUUGUGAUUGAGCCGUUUGCACACCAGCUCUCGGACCUCAUCACGCCGACGCCGGCCUCAGCGCCACCAAGAAGCCCCUACCACUACAUCCGCAAGCUGUGCAUCCUCCUCGGCCACAUCAUCGCGCACACACACUCCCCGCACCCGCCCACACGCACGCAGUUCGACGCGCUCGAAACAACACUCGCGCGCUUCCGGCUGUCGCUGCCCCGGCAGUACCGCUCCAUCGCAAACCUGCCCAGCAGCGAGCUCACGCACGUUGCGCAGCUCAACCUGCUGCUGCACGUGUGCACGAUCCUGCUGCACGAGCCGGGCUCCGAGGCCGCGCAGGCGGCCGUGGGCAAUAUCAUGGCGGGGCUGAAGAUGCUGGUCAAUUGCGCGACGGAGGAGGGCGGGGCGCUGGCGAACCCGUUUUUGUGUGGGGUGCUGUUUGUGGCGGGGCGCAUGCUGGCCGUUGGGUGCCGGGAGGGGAGGGGUGGGAGGGCGGAGGUGGAUUUGGUGUUGGAGGUGUUGGAGAGGGGGCGGGAGUGGUGGCCGGGGUUGGCGGGGAGGUAUAGGGAUGUGGUGGGGGCGGAGGUGGGGAGGUAG
Molecule: messenger RNA, 2082 nt
Organism: Morchella importuna
Lineage: Eukaryota; Fungi; Ascomycota; Pezizomycetes; Pezizales; Morchellaceae
Exons: 4
Coding region: 1-2082 (693 amino acids)
Biological process (GO): DNA-templated transcription; regulation of DNA-templated transcription
Cellular component (GO): nucleus
Molecular function (GO): zinc ion binding; DNA binding; DNA-binding transcription factor activity, RNA polymerase II-specific
Source: RefSeq, a predicted model, not a curated record